AUGGACUUUACUACCACUGACAGUAUGCAGCAGCAGCAGCAAGCAGAGUUCCAGGUUCCAGCUGAACAAAGUCCCCGGCAUGGUCAUCAUGAGCAGGAUCAGCACCAAGGAAUGGAGUCCACGGAACUGACCAUCUGCUACGAAACACUGAGUGUCAAAGAUGCCGACGAGAGAGCCGAUGGUCGCGUGGAGCAGAGAGGAGAAUCCCAGGCUCGUAACGACAUGGCCGUUCCUGUUUCUGCUCUGGAAGCGGCCGUAGAGAAAGGUAAGACUGUGCUCAGCGAACUCCUGGGGGUUCUCAACCAGUCCCAUGUCUCGACUGGAGAUACGGACUGGCGGGACGCUAUCAGUGAACUGCUUGAAUCUGCUAGAAAACCGAAAGCGGUGAUUGGGGUGCUCGGGGCCACGGGCGCAGGCAAAUCGUCCCUUAUCAAUGCGAUCAUUGAUGAGGAGGGAAUGCUAGCGACGAACUGUAUGCGUGCGGCCACGGCGGUUGCCACCGAGGUCGCUUAUAAUGAUGGCCCUCGGCGAUACAAAGCUGAAGUCCAGUUUAUCCUGCCUGAGGAGUGGAAAAGAGAGCUGGAGAUCUCGUGCCAUGAGAUGCUGGACGAGAAUCCGGAUAUAAACGCCAUCAAGAGUACCAGGGAGAAGAUCAAGGCUGUGUAUCCCGAACUGGAUAACGUGAAUCUCACAGGUACCACGAUGGAAAGGCUGCUUGGCCAUCCGCGCAUUGCGAACCUGCUGGGAUCCUCGCUCUUGAUCGAGGAUGACGACCCUCGGGUCUUUGGAGACAAGCUCAAGCCCUACAUUGACAGCAAGAGCGGAACAGCUCGAGAUGACGCAGGUCUCUGGCCGCUUAUCAAGACAGUCCGUCUGUACGUCAAAGCCCAGGCGCUAGCAACCGGCGCGUUCCUGGUGGAUCUUCCUGGCCUGUAUGACUCCAACGCUGCUCGUGUCGCUGUCGCAGACGACUAUCUGAAGCGCUAUGCGGCCCACUGGAUCGUGGCGCCCAUCAACAGAGCCGUGGAUGAUAAAAUCGCCCAGUCGUUGGUCAGCAAGCAUCUCAAGUCGCACAUGAUCUUUCAUUGCAUAUGCGAUAGUUUAACUUUCAUCUGCACGAAGACCGAUGAUAUUUCUGUCACUGAAGUCCAAAUGUGUCUGGGGCUCCAAAGCCCGUCAUUUGAACGAGAGGAAAGAGAGAAGCAUGAAUUGUCGACCGAGGUUCAAAUGCUCGACGAGGAAAAGGCGAGAGUCGAGGGUCAAGCUUCCGCGUGUGCAGCAGUCACGCCUGAGAGUUCUGAAGCCGCUCAAACUUCAACCCUAGCCUCAAAAGAGGAGAUCCUUCGUGAACACAAGGCCCGAAAAUCGGUACUUCGCAAACGACGCAACUCUCUCAUUCAACAGAGAAAGGUCAAGGGAGAACAGUUGGAGAGACUCACAGCUGAUCUGGUCCAGAAACACGUGAACAAUAUCCAAACUUCCAUCCGGGAACGCAACAAUUAUUCCAAGAAAGAGAUCACCAGGCACUUUCAGCACUUAAAUCGCGAAAACGACAACCGGAUCCUGAAUGGCAAGAUUGAACUCGAGGGGGAGCUUCCUGUUUUUUGUGUCUCAACCAAGGCAUAUCAGAAGCUCCAAGGUCGGCUUCAGAAGAACGAGCCUGGAGUGGCCGGGUUCACCGAGGCGGGACAAACUGAGAUACCCCAGUUGCAAGCUCACUGUAUCCGUUUGACGGAAGGUCCACGAAAGGCGUCAAGUAAGCUCUUCCUAAUCGAGUUGAAGAAAUUAUUGCAGUCAAUGUUGCUUUGGUCCUCGGCGACCCGUUCAGCUCAUGUCCUGUCGGAUGCAAAGAAGCAGGAGAUGGAGGGAAUGCAAGAAUUGCAAGAUCAACUCUUUGCUAGCCUGCGCGGAACUUUUGCAGGAAACAUAUUGCAGAAUUGGCAUGGCAGUCAGGGAUUCCGGGAAGUAGUCGCGGAUUGGAAUGAAGAUGUGCAUUGGAGCACCUACCGAGCGAUAUGCCGUCGCAGCGGGGUCUGGAAAGGCUAUAAUUGGAACAUCGAGGUGGCCUACCCCAUGCUGGAAUAUAUCCGCUCCUACUGGAUCAGGACGUUCAACGAAGAGAUCCAAUUGCAUUUCCAGAUCUUUUCCCAGGAUACCGGAACAUGCCUUGACAUCUUCCACAAGGACAUAGUCUCAUCUGCAGAUGAGAGUAUCGCGCAACAGAACAAUACAGAGCUGCAGAAAACCCUAGGCACGGCCGUCAACUUUUUGAGACACCACGUCAAAGAGACCGAGGAGUCCCUCAGGAUCCAACAGAAGACUGCGAACCGGUUGUUCGUCGAAGUGAUUGCAGCAGAGCUUGAAGGAACAUUUUGGCGGUGCGCAAACGAGGCCGGGACUGGGAUGCUCAAGCGGAUGCAAGCUCUCAUGAAACGUGAAGCCAAAGUGAAUGGGGCACAAAUCCUAGAAAAGAGUGCCCAACGAGUGUCUGAAGAGCUAUCCAACAUAUUGAAACAGACCGAGGGCAAAAUCACACGUAUGGUCCGCGCAACCGUGGGAGAGCUGGCGCGCGAUUACCACACAGCGAUUAUUGCAUCACAGAUCUCCGAGCAAGAGUUGCAACUGAAAAUAGAAAUGGCUCAAGCCAUUCGCAAAGCAGAGCAGCAUCUCAUAUUGGACCAACUUAAUCUCAAUGUUGAGGAUGGUCCGGCAGCAACUCUGAACGACUCUCCGGCGGCGGUGGAGACGGGACCAUAA
This is a messenger RNA of Aspergillus pseudoviridinutans, 2757 nucleotides long. RefSeq lists its product as uncharacterized. The transcript has 9 exons. NCBI's taxonomy places the organism in Eukaryota, Fungi, Ascomycota, Eurotiomycetes, Eurotiales, Aspergillaceae. The record is from RefSeq and is a predicted model, not a curated record. The coding region runs from base 1 to 2757 and encodes 918 amino acids.